Messenger RNA from Caenorhabditis bovis, 1359 nucleotides. The record is from the annotation of a GenBank genome assembly. NCBI's taxonomy places the organism in Eukaryota, Metazoa, Nematoda, Chromadorea, Rhabditida, Rhabditidae.
AUGAACCGUGCCAUCCUUCUUCUUCUUGCAUUGCUUGUAUGUGUCUCUGGAAGACACUACGUCCAUCACCGUCAUCAUCAUCACCAUCAUCACAAGAGACAUACCAUCAGCCUCACGAAGCAGGCAACUUUGAGAGAAACUUUGGUGAAAAGCGGAUCUUAUGAUACGUUUGCGAAACAUCGAUCAUCCUACGGCAAGAAACUGGCUCAUAAAUAUGGAUUCGAGCGCUAUGAGAAAAAUUCAAAGGAACUUCGAGAAAUCGAUGAAUUGUUGAGAAACUAUAUGGAUGCUCAAUACUUUGGAACAAUUUCAAUCGGAACUCCAGCUCAAAACUUCACCGUGAUCUUUGAUACUGGAUCGUCGAACUUGUGGAUUCCGUCGAAGAAAUGCCCAUUUUAUGAUAUUGCUUGCAUGCUUCAUCACCGUUAUGACUCCAAGGCCUCCUCAACCUACAUCGAAGAUGGUAGAAAAAUGGCGAUUCAAUACGGAACGGGUUCUAUGAAGGGAUUCAUUUCCAAGGACAAAGUUUGUGUUGCUGGAAUUUGUGCUGAUGAUCAACCAUUCGCUGAAGCCACUAGUGAGCCCGGAAUCACUUUUGUUGCUGCCAAAUUUGAUGGAAUUCUUGGAAUGGCUUAUCCGGAAAUCGCUGUUCUUGGUGUCACUCCGGUCUUUAAUACUCUUUUUGAGCAAAAGAAAAUCCCAUCCAACGUCUUUGCUUUUUGGCUGAAUAGAAACCCAGACUCCGAACUUGGAGGAGAGAUUACGAUUGGUGGUAUCGAUUCAAAACGUUAUGUCGAACCAAUUGUCUACACUCCUGUCACUCGCAAGGGUUACUGGCAAUUUAAAAUGGACAAGGUUAUUGGGGAGAACGUCCUUGGAUGCUCUGCUGGUUGCCAAGCUAUCGCCGACACUGGAACUUCAUUGAUCGCCGGCCCAAAAAACCAAAUUGAGGAGAUUCAAAAUUUUAUUGGAGCUGAGCCUUUGAUGAAAGGAGAAUACAUGGUCCCAUGUGACAAAGUUCCAUCCCUUCCAGAUGUUAAAUUUGUCAUUGCUGGCACCGAAUACACGCUUCAAGGUCAUGACUACAUUUUGAACGUUACAACAGCUGGCAAAUCCAUCUGUCUUUCCGGAUUCAUGGGUAUCGAUUUGCCAGAAAGCGUUGGAGAACUCUGGAUUCUCGGCGACGUUUUUAUUGGAAGAUAUUACACUGUUUUCGACUUUGCUGAGAAUCGUGUUGGAUUUGCUCAAGCUCGCGCUGAAGACGGCGUACCAGUAAGACCACGUCCGCGUGAAUACCUCAAGCGGUUCCCGGAAUACAGCACGAAAUCAUCGGAAAUCCAAGACGAUAUGAUUAACUAA